Molecule: messenger RNA, 2322 nt
Organism: Cydia amplana
Lineage: Eukaryota; Metazoa; Arthropoda; Insecta; Lepidoptera; Tortricidae
Gene: Prp3
Product: U4/U6 small nuclear ribonucleoprotein Prp3
Exons: 14
Coding region: 188-2281 (697 amino acids)
Biological process (GO): mRNA splicing, via spliceosome
Cellular component (GO): U4/U6 x U5 tri-snRNP complex
Source: RefSeq, a predicted model, not a curated record
AAUUGCGUGGGUUAUAUUUUCGUCCGAUAAUUCAAUAAAUCCAUUCAUAAACAAGCAAAACAUCGUCCGCGACGCUUAUUUCGGCAUACUUGACAAAUGGCACCGAUCUUGAACCGAAGGUACUAACAUAACCUCAAAAUUGGUAUCGUCUUGAGUUCGGUGUAUUGGUGAUUUUGUGUUGUCAGAGAUGGCGACGCAGCUGUCCCGGCGCGAGGUGGAGGAGCUCCGGUCGUCGCUCGACCGCGCCAUUUACAGGACCAUCGGGAAGUCGGAUAGCUCGCUUCUGUCGACCGUUUCCUACUGCCUCACUAGCGGAUACGAACGCCGAAAGAUCAUAGACAAAAUAUCAUCGCACAUAGACUCAAAAAAAGCGAGUAAACUCGCAGACAAAAUUAUAGCAUUGGCGUCCGAACUGGUAUCCUCUUCAAAAUCCUCAAAACGCAAGCACGAAGAGCGAGAUGACCGGAAAGAGAAGGACAGCAAGCGGUCCCGCCAUGAUGAUAAGAAAGAGAGAGAGGAUGAUAAAGAGAGGGAGAAGGAUAGGAAUGGGAAUGGUGUUGAGGUUUUACCGUUACCGGUGCCGGGGUCGGAGUCUAUUGGCUCGAAGAUUACUGGGUUAAGUGCUGAUCGGAUUAAGGUGAUGAUGGCGAACGCCCAGAAAGAGAUAGAAGAGCGGAAACGCGCUCUCAUGGCCAUGAAAGGGGAGAAGGCGCCUGUUACUGCCGCCGCGGCCACGGCGCAGCAGAUAAAGGCGACUUUACCCUCAAAGACCAUGCCGCCGCCGGCCGUCAUCAAGCCGGUGCUGUAUUCUAAGCCAGACACGUCGGCCGCCCAGAGCGCCGAGGAACUAGAAAAGCAGAGGAAGAUAGCGGAGCUGCAGGCGCGCAUACAGAGGAAACUGGCCGCCCUAGCGGCGGCGGCGGCGGGCAGCUCGGGCCCGGCGCCGCUCAUCCUGGACCGCGAGGGCCGCACCGUCGACACGGCCGGUCGACACGUGCAGCUCACACACGUGGCACCAACACUCAAGGCCAACAUCAGAGCGAAGCGUCGCGAGGAAUUCAAGGCCCAAUUGUCCGGGGCAGCGACCUCUGAGCCUGUCGGCGACGCGUCUUGGAUGGACCCCCGGGUCACAGUCAAGCCCCCAACCCGCACGCGACGCGCGCUUCGCUUCCACGAGCCGGGCAAAUUCAGGCAACAAGCCGAGAGGCUCCGGAUGAAGGCCCAACUGGAGAAGCUACAGAACGAGAUAUCGCAGAUAGCUCGCAAGACGGGCAUCUCGUCGGCCACCAAGCUAGCGUUGCUCGCGGCCGACAACACCGACAGUGAAUCCGUGCCCGACAUAGAAUGGUGGGACAGCGUGAUACUCAUGACGGCGGAAGAGAGAGAGGCGCAAUGUGCGACGAGUGCGGAACAGAGCCAGCACAAGGUGACGGAGUGUAAUACAGGGGAAGAUGACAUCGUGAGGAACCUGAACGUGCAAGCCGUCACCAACCUAGUUGAGCAUCCACAGCGACUUCGGCCGCCAACGGAGCCCCUCAAACCCACGUAUAUGCCCGUGUUUCUGACCAAGAAAGAGAGGAAGAAGUUACGGAGACAGUCCCGCAGGGAGGCCUGGAAAGAGGAGCAGGAACGAGUCAGGCUCGGCCUUGAGGCCCCGCCGGAACCCAAGCUCAGGAUAUCCAACCUGAUGCGGGCUCUGGGUACCGAGGCGGUCCAGGACCCCACGGCUAUAGAGGCUAAGGUCCGUGAGCAGAUCGCCAAGCGGCAGAAGACGCACCUCGACGCGAACAAUGCGCGUGCGCUCACCAAGGACCAGAGGAGGGAGAAGAUUGAUCGGAAAAUAAGAGAGGACACGAGUAUGGGUGUCAACGUUGCCGUGUACAGAGUGCGUGACCUCUUCGAAUGCGCCUCAGCCAAGUUCAAAGUGGAAGUGAAUGCGCAACAACUACACAUGACCGGCUGUGUGGUGCUGCACCGAGGCUGCUGCGUCGUGGUGGUGGAAGGGGGCCCUAAACAACACGCCAAGUACAAGCGGCUGAUGCUGAACCGUAUAAAGUGGGAAGAUGACCUGGUGAAGGACGCGGAGGGUGCUGAGGUGCCUAACUCCUGCACGCUGGUGUGGGAGGGCAGCACCAAGCAACGCUCCUUCGGUGACAUCAAGUUCAAGGUGUUGCCAACCGAGAAGCAAGCGAGGGAAUUAUUCCAAAAACAUGGCGUCGAACACUACUGGGACCUCGCCUACAGCGGCGCCGUGCUCGGUACCACUGAAGAGGAGCCCUAGGGCUCCAAUGGACCCACGAACGAAACGACAUUACGUCUUUA